Molecule: messenger RNA, 1317 nt
Organism: Colius striatus (speckled mousebird)
Lineage: Eukaryota; Metazoa; Chordata; Aves; Coliiformes; Coliidae
Gene: HMGB1
Product: high mobility group box 1
Exons: 5
Coding region: 191-838 (215 amino acids)
Biological process (GO): regulation of transcription by RNA polymerase II
Cellular component (GO): nucleus
Molecular function (GO): DNA binding, bending
Source: RefSeq, a predicted model, not a curated record
GAGUAAUGUUACCAGCGCUGAGAGUGUGAGGAGGCUGCGUAUCGAUCCCGCUCUCACAGCCAUUGCGGUGCACCGGGCUACACAGGGACCCAGGCAGCGCUGGGGCCGGGCAGGCGGCCGGGGGAGCGUCUCUGGGGCUCGGGGCAGAGCGAGGGCUGCGUGCCGACUCUGACACGGAAAAUCAUCCAAAAUGGGCAAAGGCGAUCCCAAGAAGCCGAGAGGUAAAAUGUCUUCAUAUGCCUUCUUUGUGCAAACCUGCCGGGAGGAGCACAAGAAGAAACAUCCAGAUGCUUCAGUGAACUUUUCAGAGUUCUCAAAAAAGUGCUCAGAACGAUGGAAGACUAUGUCUUCUAAGGAGAAAGGGAAGUUUGAAGAUAUGGCAAAGGCUGACAAGCUUCGUUAUGAAAAAGAAAUGAAAAACUAUGUACCACCUAAGGGGGAAACGAAAAAGAAGUUCAAGGAUCCAAAUGCACCGAAGAGGCCCCCUUCGGCAUUUUUCUUGUUUUGCUCCGAGUUUCGUCCAAAAAUCAAAGGAGAACAUCCUGGCCUGUCCAUUGGGGACGUUGCAAAGAAGCUGGGAGAGAUGUGGAACAACACCGCUGCAGAUGAUAAACAGCCUUACGAGAAGAAGGCUGCUAAACUGAAGGAGAAGUAUGAAAAGGAUAUUGCUGCAUACCGGGCCAAAGGGAAGGUUGAUGCAGGCAAAAAAGUAGUUGCCAAGGCUGAGAAGAGCAAGAAGAAGAAGGAGGAGGAGGAAGAUGAGGAUGAAGAUGAAGAGGAUGAAGAUGAUGAGGAGGAGGAAGAAGAGGAGGAUGAAGAUGAUGAUGAUGAUGAAUAAGUCUCUUUUAGAGCAAUUUCUUUCUUGUCUAUAAAGCAUUUAACCCCCCUGUACACAACUCACUCCUUUUAAAGAAAAACAAAACAAAACAAAACAAUGGAAAUGUAAGGCUGUGUAAGAUUUGUUUUUAAACUGUACAGUGUCUCUUUUUUUGUAUAGUUAACACACUACCGAAUGUGUCUUUAGAUAGCCCUGUCCUUAGUGGUAUUUCAAUGGCCACUAACCUUGCCUGGUACAGUGUGGGGGUUGUAAAUUGGCAUGGGAGUUUCAAAGCAGGUUCUUGUUGGUGCACAGCACAAAUUAGUUCUACAUGGGGAUGUAGUUCAUUUCACAUCUUCAGUUGUCUCCGAUGCAUCAUAAAAAUAAUUGUUGUUCUGUUAACUGAAUACCACUCUGUAAUUGCAAAAAGGAAAAAGAAAAAUUGCAGCUGUUUUGUUGACAUUCUGAAUGCUUCUAAGUAAAUACAAUUUUUUUUUUUA